ACAUCCCGUUAGUUUCCACGGGGCGUCCCUCGCCCUGCAGCUGCGUUCCUACGGCAACGCGUGGAAGCUUCCUCCAGGAGGAUCAUGGGAAGGAAUUUCGGCUACAGAAGCGGAGGGAGUUUCGAAUUAUUUCACGAUUAGCUUCGGUUUAACAUGCGAUUCCACGCUCGUGUUACGUUUUUCUCCAACACCCGACGUGAACACAACACAGGGAUUCUGUCUUUUCUAAUAACCCUCCCUGGAGACACAAUCCCCACGAAGAACUGAUGCUGGCAUCCAAACAUGGAGCUGAAGCUGGAGGUUGUUCUGUCGACCAGCAUCAAACGGAAGAAACCAUGGCCCAGAUUCUGCUGGCUCGGUCAGGAGAAGGAGUCUGUGUUCCUGUUAGAUGACAAACGGAUCAGUGAGAUCAACAUGGUCUCCGGUCGCACGAAGAAGAGGACCCCGAAACUCCAUCCUUUGCUCAACAGUGUGGUGACAAUGGCCUCAUCCCGCAGCGGUGUGUGGCUUUGUGGGAUUUUGGUCUCGGGAGAACUCUUUCUGUGGAACAGGGAUAAGGACUUGUUGAAGACUGCUGCAGCUGCCCCAGAAGUAGUUCAAGUCAUUACUUCUGGUCAAGGAAAUACCCCACGGUUUUCUCUUCAGGUUUCAAGGGAUGGAAUGCGUGUGCUUCUGGUAGCCAUAACCGGACACGUCUUCCUGUGGGAGUGUGUGGAUGUCAGGGAUUUGACAGGAGUUCGAGAUGGCACAGUCAAGGGACGUUGGGCCCAUAUCAAGCCCCUUGAGGAUACCGUUCUGCCUUCUCUACUUGACAAAGAAGCAUGCCAACACUCAAUAUUUGUAAAGACAGAAGCUGUGGGUGAUGCCUGCUUAUCAGCCCUUGUUUUCACAUCCGGGAAGAAGCUUAUAAUCACCUGUUUGAAAAUUCAGUGGGAGGAAGGCAACAUGAGAGUGGGUUCUGUGGGAUAUAGCAUACAGUGGGCCACCAAGACAUACCCCAUGUCUCAUCUCACCCCAACCUGCCAACCAGUCAAGUCUAGAGGGGCCAUGGUGCCAGCCUUCUCCCCAGAUGGCCAACUGUUAGCCAUCGUCCUGAACCAGAGACAUCCAAAGGCUACACAGGUCCUGUAUGUGAGCACACAGAAUUUUGUCUCAGUAUCAAGCAGCCUUGGAGGAUGUGGAAUGAAGACGUUAGAGAUUCCCUCCAAAUACAUAAGGUCGUACUGGGUGGGCAGUGUGAGCUGGUCCCCCAGCAGCCUUUUCCUGGCAUGUGUCCUCAAGAGGGGCUCCCUUCUUGUGUUGGCUCGGCUCGGGGGCCUUCUCAGUCUAACAAGCUCCGGUUGUAACGUGGACUUUGGGCCGGCGCACUUCCUACCACUGCAUCCCCUCGUCACUUACCGGCCACCAGUGUCUGCAGGGUCAGUGGAGGCCAAUAUGUCCAGUUCUAGCCUGUCGGUGCGGGACAUUCUGAGGCAGCGAUAUUCCGUGACCUGGCAUCCUCGGCUGUUGUAUCUCAUUGUGUCUGAUGGCUACAUGGCCACCGUAAUGAGGGUACUCGACAGGCCUUCUCCUGCCAUGUUGCUGAAAUCACUUUUAAAGGACACCAGCAGGGAUCUGGAAAAGGCCAGUCUGAAGCUGGAACAAUCAAAGAUUCACGUGAGGGCAUGGUUGGAGUCAGUAUCUUGCCUAAAUCUUGACAGCAGCCUUGAGGCACUCAGUCCCAUUGUUACACGUGGUCCCAACUCUGCAGACUCUGUCUUCUCGGGACCCACAGGUGGAUCCACUUUGCCACUUUUCCUGCAGGACCAAGGGACGUUGAGUGGAACCAAGGGGCUUUUUGAAAAAGUGCAGACUUUCCUUGAUGACGACUCUGAUUUCGACGGACCUCCUGCUGGUUCUCACAUGGAGAAUGUCGGUCGUUUGGAGUUUGCCUCAAUGUUUGACACUCUACAUGCCCAUGACACACAAACUGACACUCUACUUACUACUGGUCCAAAUUAUGAAAAGGACUUUGCUGAACCAGAGAGGAAGACUCCUCUUCUUCAUCGUGAACUCGGGAAAAUUCGGACUAAGCUGCUAACAGCCUGGGCGUUUGGCCUGUCUCUAGGAAAUGAGGUGGAACAUAGAGCGUGUCUGCUGAAGCAUACCCUCCUUUGUGUGGUGCGAUUUGCUGCUUUGGUCCAUUUGAUCUCCAGCUCCACGGACCACACAGGAAAAAAGAAUACCUCAGUCUCUACCCGGCUCCUCCAUCUUAUCAAAACCCUGUUAUCUUUUCUUCCCUGGGAUAGCACUCACUCAAAUGGGCCAUGCUGCCAGGGCCUGGUGGUAGAGCUCAGUAAACGACUGAUACGCCUCCUGCUGACUCCUCACCCUGAGUCCUACCAGACCGGUCACUGUCAGCCAUCAUCUCAACUUCUGUCCACCGUCCUGCACAUUUUGCAGCUGGUCUCGGAUUCUCUUGACCACACAUACAGCCUGCAGCAAAAAACUGUGUGGUCCUCUGCAAAGAAGGAAUCUGUUGCCCAGUCACAACAGCUCUGGCCUUCAGAUGUUUACCAUGUACCUCUGCUACAGGAUGAGAAGAAAAAGAAACUCACCUCGCUGGAUCAGGGAUGUCCUGUUCCCCAGCGACCAUCUAGCAGAUUGUUCGGAGUGUGGCAGUGGGUGUACAAGGUCACCCAGAAGUAUCUGGAAGAACUGAAGAACUAUGAAGGCUGCGACGGCUGGGAGGAGGAGCAGCAGCAGUUGACUUUCCUCACGUCCCAGAUUCAAGCAGCCCUGCAGGCCACAGGAGCAAAGCUCGAGCAGGGCCCUGCACUGAUGAGUUACCCAGGUGAACAUCUUUUCCUGUGUGGCUUGUAUCCAAAGAGUGCCGAGGCCUGGCGGUCACAAAUUUGUGACGAGAGUAACAAAAUUUGUGAUCGCAGGGUCUUCCAGGAGGAACGGCUCUGUCUGGCACUCCUCUACAGUCUUCUGUCCCAGUACCGUCUAAGGGAAGCCCAAGAGUUGGGCGACCACAUGGCACGUCUCAUCCUGCACAGGGCUGGACAUCAGAAGGACAACAGAAAAUCCAAAACAGCAGAUUCUUUUCCUUGCACGUGGCUCCCAGUCGAUCUUCACAGUGAUGCAGCCUUUGCAGUGGUUCAGAGUCUGGGGAGAGUCAUGGCCUCUUACUUCGCCAACCAACCCCUCCACAUCCUGCCCCCUCACAAUGUGGCCGUCUUGCCUCCUCUACAUUUACCUCAUGGCCCAAGUGUUGGGCGCUUGGUGCCUCUAUGCCAAGAGGAGGUGGCAACAGCAGUUCGACGACAGCAUCUGUCAGAGGUGUGGACAGUGGACUACGCCCAGGACCUGCUCCUUCUCGGGGGUCUGCUGCCUGAGGCUGUGUGGUUGGCUUCCCACCUCGGGGACUGGAAGACAGCGGUUUCUCUGAGUCUGGCUUACACAAGCUACUGCACUGACCACUGCGACUUUGCUCGGCUGAGAAGGAGAGAGCUCCACCUCCCAACAGAUAUGGAAGCAGAAAGCAUUUUUCAGGCUGAGUUGGAGAGUCUUCUUGGGAAUAAGCCGGACUCCCAGGGGCACAGGGACAAGGAAUAUGACAAGAGCUUGACAGACCCUUUGGAAGGAGAGGACUGGGAUUUAUUACUAGUUUCCAUGCAGGAGAUUCUGAGAGCAUCAGUCAUGGCUGGAGUGAAUGUUAUGUCCUCACCCUUGUCUUCCUUGCUGGACACAGCCAAAGACUUGUGUUCCUGUUUACCUCUGUUGGUGCCCAGUGGACUGUAUCUCCCCUCCCCACCUCUUUAUUGCCCUCAGCCUUCCCCGAACACACAGGACCCGAUAGGAACAGCAGGGCAGUUUGCAGAGGUUGCAUCACGUCACAAGGUGUCUGCGGUUCUCCAAAGAUUGCUUUUACUUCUGAGAUCUGCCCGUUGUUGCCAACCUGCUGCCCAGUGGUACAUCACCCAUCUGCGCCGGGCCAGACACCUACUACACAAGAUCAAAAAGAAGUACUCAUAUCCAGCAGCUACUGAAGAAGAGAAAGCUUUCCCAGAAGGGCUGAUGAAGUUUGUCACGCGCAGUGGAUUCUUCAGACUGGGCCCUAACAAAGAUGGUCAUUUGGACUCUGACACGAUCCAAACUAUUAUCUGUUUCAGGGAGCUGUGUGGUUUAUGCUGGAUGUUGCAUGUCAGGGACCAACUCUCCAUUUCCUGCAGGAAGUAUCAGGCUGCCAGGCAGCAUUGCAGAGAUAAACAGAUCCCUGGUGAUUCAGAUGUGAGAUCUAGCUGCGCUGAAGCUCUCCGCUGGGCCCGUCGCUUUCUGCCUUUCUCUCGCUACCUCAAUGCUGAAGAAAUUCUCCAGGACGUACUGCUCAGCCUCGUGUCUGAACUGCCUCCGGUCUCUUUGGUUGCAGACACGCUGGUACAAGCCUUCCCGGGGGAGGAAGAGUCUGUCAGAGUCCCGCUGAGAGAAAAGUAUAACUCACUGCUACAGAGACUGAGGCAAUGCAAUGUCCUUGAAGGUGAAAGGGAUGAGGCAAAUGAGUUGAUGAUGGUUCUGAUUCAGGACAAACACAGGCAGAGGAGAAAACAUCUUGGGCGUUUGCGGAGGCACCUGGCUCCCCCUGAGCUCCACCUGUGGGAGAAGGAGGAGGAAGAGGAGGACAGGGGAAACAAACAUGGGAUGGCAAUGAUGAGGCAACUCUCACUGGGUACAAGUCUGAGCACCAGCACUUUAACCGACUGCGGGUUUCCCCCAGUGUGCAGUGAUGGAGACACAGCAGAGAACACAUCUGAGGCCAUCUCCCCUGAACAGCAUUGCCGAGCCAUGUCCAGGGACAAAAAAGUACAUAAAGUAAGAGACAGAGAAAAUGCUGUUAAGAUUGAAAGCGCCAUUCAGGAGGAGACUCAAGUAGACGGUACCAAGGGGAAUGAGAAGUCCCCCUUACCAGUGGUUGGCACCUGGGAGUUUGAGUUGGAAGACGAAGAAUAUUUGAACUUCCUGGAGCUCUUCAUCAGCUACGAGCUAGAGAAGGAUGUGGCUGAUGGAGGGGACCCGGGCAGUGAACUUCCUUUGCUGAAGAGCUUCUCCUCCAAGCUGAGGGAGAGAGAGUUGCACUCGCUCACUUUUGAUGUGCUCACAACGAUACAUCGGCGUCAAAGAGACGGGCACCAUCCAGGGAGGAAACCUUGGAGCAGCGACCCUCCAGUGUUCAGAGCUGGGUGCUGCUACAAGCCCAUUAAGCAAGGCCCGACACCUGAACCUCAAUCGUCCGCCGUCUGGAAUGAAGCCUCCAUAUCCAGAGCCAGUCUUUCAGUCAGUUCUCUUCCUGGGCCGAGAACUGGCAAGAUGAAAGGUUUGUUUGGCCUCCGAAAGCAAAGCAGUGUGCAUUUAGCCCAAAGGAAGAAUAGGGGUCACUGUGGUUCUGAAUCUAGCCCUAUUAAAAGUACCUUUCCCAUUGGGCAGCCAUCAGAGAGCUUGAUGUUUGCCUCCCCAACUUCAGUGGAAGCUGUGACUGAACUGCAGCAGGGCCUGGUCCCUAAAUUAGAGGCUCAGUUUCCAGAGCUGGGCCGGCUGCUGGAGUGGAUGGUGCGCUGGGCUGAUAGGAGGGUGCUUCUUCAUCAUAGAAGAAAGAAGAAAGAGAGGGGAGGAGGGGUCGGAGGACCAGCUGACGAAGGAGUAGUGAUUCGUGUCAAAGCCUCAGCGCCUGCUGUCCUCACCUCCCUCAGCUUACUAGAGUGGAGGUACACGGCUCUAUUUGGGACGGAGCGCUACAGCACCCACAUCCAAGUUCCAGAAACACAGUGGACUGUGGCCCCUGUGGUGCAACCUGCGGUGGACGGGAACCCGGAGAGAGAGAGCAGUAUUGAUACAGGCUACCCCGGAUCUGCCAACACUCCCAUCACUGGUCCGGAUCACAAUCUACAGCAAGGGGAACUCUCCAUCAGCUCUUGCACAGAUGAACCAGAGGAACUGACACGUCACAGGAAGCCUCUUUCUAAUGACCAGGACCAACAGACCUUUCAUGCUCAGCGGGCACAGUCCAGUUCACAACAACCAUAUCUCGAUGACUUAGAUUUUGCAUCUGAAAAAGAAGGUAAAAGUAGUGGCAGUGAGCGGUUGGAGAUGUCAUCCCUUGAAAUCUGUGAAAACAUCUGCACACUUGAAACGAGUUUGAAGCUUGCAGACUUGGACUCAGAAAACACUGAAGAUACGUUCACUUCCACCUCUCUAAGUGUACAAGCUCCCCUACACCCAGAGCCCCAAGCUCUUCCUCCUGUGCAGCCCAAGGCCUCGGUUCACACAGAUGUCACGGAUACAGUUGGUGGGCUGUUCCCCGAUACACCUGUAGAUCCUCCCAACCUUCAGCCACAAAGCUCCAUGGCUGGUGCACCCACUCCUGUUUCUGCAGCACCCGAUCAGCCAUUAUCCAAUCAGCCCCCACAGAUGAGACAGCGACUGGGUGAAGACUUAUUUAGAUUAGUUCAGAAUAUCAACUACAUGAGCAUGAUGGAGGUUUUGGGAGCUUCCUUUUCCAGCCUGGAACUUGCCCAGCAGAACUCUUCUUUGGCUCAGUCUAGCAUGAACUCCUCACACCCUAAUGUGCCAUCAUCCCAUGUAACCAACUUCAUCCCUCAACCAAAUGUCUUACCUGUUCAAACCUCAGUUUCUGUGGCACCCCAGACACAGGCAAGUGUGCCACCUUCAGGAUCCAACUAUCCUCACCCCAGUCAGACCACCGCAUGUAUGUUUGCAGACCAGGCUGCUGUACAAAGUUCAGGGAAAACCUCUCGACCAGAUCGCCAGCAUCAAAUCCCCAGGAAUCUAUCCUCCACUACUGGUGGAGCAGGUGUAAAUGAUCAGGAAAUGCAUCCACUCUCUGUCCUCGUGGGGUCCCCAGAAAUCCAGUUUAAACAGAGUAGGAGUUUGAUCCUGUCCUCCAAGGGGCUUCUGGUCACUGCUGACAUUAGACAGGCUGUUCCCAGUACUCCUGUGGCACUGCCUUCUAAUGUUAGCCUACAAAACGACCCUGCUCCCCAGGUCUUGAAGUUACUACAGGCUCGGUGUCCGCCAUUGCAUCAGGAGAGAGCCCCACACUAUCCUCCAGCCCAAGAGUCCCAGACGCGACACACUGAAAACCCUGCAUUUCUCGAAUCCCAUCAGCCCCAGCGCAAACACAGUUACCAAGCCGCCUCAGAGAGGGCAGAAGAAAAAAGAACCGGAUCUUCAGUUCUAAGAAGACAACUCAGUUUUAAUAAUUCACAGGAUCCACCUCCCUGCAGCUCUGAACCCCGGAUCCAGAUGUCAGAGGGUUCCAGGGGGCAGGAGUUCCCAUUACUUCCUCCUCCUUUUCCAGCUCAGACACCUGCUCGAAUGCAGGACCCUCGCCUGCUGCAUCUUCAGCCUAGUGCACCCAGCAACAUCACGUUCCCUAAACUACCCAUGCCAGUUUUAUCCAGGCCCUCUACUGUCAUGUCAGCUCCAAUGGGAGGAAUACCUGUGACCAAGCUUUUACAUAUACAGCCUGGACCAAAAAUGAUGUCGCCCAUGGCAGCUCCUUCCACACAAAUGACCUCCCUCAUCUCCAGGGAGGAUUUGACAAGUUCAGUGAUCAGGAGGCAGAAUGUGGAAGAGGUUCAACAGCGGUUGCUCAGAGUAGACCCACCUAAUGAGAGCACCAGAGCAGCUCCGACUUCUCCCAGCUCAAACUCCAGCAAAAGGCAGAGGAGGAGAGAGGAAAAGACGUGCGGGGAAAGAAAAACGGCGGUCACAUUUAAACCAAAUGAGUCCAUCAUCCCUAUGCAGACGCCAGCAGAUGAGCCUGUAAAGCCUGUAAUUGAAGAGCCUGCAGUAUCAGAGAUCACUCCUGGACACAGCUUUGCGAUUCCUCUCGGAUCCUUUGACUCUCUGCUGACUGGUCAGACAUUGUUGGACAAGGCUGAGUCCACUUCAGCUGAGCUACACGCUUUUGCUUCCACGUGUAAAAAACCUCCAGAGUGUCAUGAUGCGUUCACCAACACAGAGCCAGCUUGUCCUCCCACGCUUGUGGAUAAAUCUGUGUCUGCCUCUGUCACCACUAGUAGCCCUGAAUCACAAGGUUCACAGAAUCUUCAUCUUGUUCAAAACAUAGAGGAGAACCGAAAGAAACCAGAGAGGGUACAGGACGUGCACCGCCACCAGUUCAUAAGUGUCUUGGAUCUGGAAGACAAUGCCCUGCACCACAAUUUGCCGUGGUGUCUCAGCCCAGGAACACAGGAUGUUCCUUCCGUACGCCCUUCAUCACCAACUUCUGCUCAGCUUCAUGUUCUUGCAACUUCUGUUAUUAGGAGUCAUGCUGCUGCUGCUGCUGCUUCUGAUCCUCAACCAUCAAUCACAAUCACAGACAAUCUGCUCAAACCCAACACUCAUCCAGAUACCCCUGAGGAUUCUCAGUUACACAGUCACGAGUCCAGUCCAGAGAGAGUGACUCUACAAGACACGGCAGAUCCCUCUGACUCUCAGAUCUGUCAGGCCAUUAAGACGCUGAGUGUCGGACCUCACAGAGCUUCCUUCUCACCUCCUACAGUCCUGUUCUCCUCUCGCCUGUCAGAGCUGGAUGCUCAGGUGGCUUCACUGCAGAGAAUUGCAGACAAUCUGGAGAUGGACUUCUCCAACUCCAGGAUGCUUGUGAGCACCAUCGAAAAUCUCACCCCUGGCUUUGGUCCUAAUAUGAAGAGUCCCGGGGCAGUGAAGAAAAACGUCAGACUGUCCGUCCCAAAGGAAGCAUGGACGCCACGAUUAGAGGUUUUAACUGAACCAAACGCCUACGAAGAGGAAGAGGAAGAGGAACGUCAGGACGACCAAUAUGUGCAUCACAGUGACUCCUUCCGUCAUUUCACUCCUUCUCACAGUCAAAGAGCCGGUCCUUCCUACGCUCACACCCCUCGAAAAGUAAAAGAUCCCUCUCCUGAAGCAUCUGGAAUAUCCCAUGUAUGGGAAGAGGAGAAUCUGGGUCAGACUGGGCUAUCGGAUACAGCGGAAAUGUUAGAGGAGCUGGUUAGGGAAGGGUAUUUAUCCCGAACUGACCUGGAUUUGUCCACUUCACAGCCUGCACACCACAGCAGCAGGCCGGAGCGGCGGGACAACAGCUGGGUGUCGCCGAGUAGCGUCUUCCCAGAUGACGAGAGGAGAGAGCUGAGGAUCUGGAUGAAAGGGAAACAGAGGGAAAGGCUUGCUGUUUAUCAAAAACACAGAGAAAGUCUGAGGGAGAGGGAGCUAGACCCUUUUCCUGUCCCUGGAAAAGUGAAAUCCACAAACAGAAAUCAAGUGACCGUUUGGAAAACUAGAGAGGAAAAAGAAAAGUUCAUGCUGAUGGAGCAAUACAACCAGAGGACCCUUGAAGCUUGUUCUUUGGCCAGGGGCUUCCCCGCCUCCCCUCCAGUCCUACGCAGUUCUUCCCAGCCUGAAGGUCCUCCGCUGCCCGCCCCCUCACAGUCCACAUCCGCUCCUCUUUUCGGAAGCACUCACAGGGUUUACAGGACAUCUUCCAAUGACAAAAGAAAUCUUAAAUCCCCGUCAGGACCAUCUCAGCCCCUCGCUCGUCCAUGGACUGCUGAGGGGCAGGGACGACCUACGGGGGAUCACAGCAGGAGACUGGGACUACAUAGACCAGUUACCUCUUUGCCAAGGGACCGUCUGUCUCAGGUGACCAGACGUGGCAUGGUCACCGACACAAAGAGCCACAUGAAAAGACACAUGGCCAACCAGAUUGAGGAUCAUCAAGUUGGAUAUGAGAGAAAGAUGCAGUUCAACAAAAGGCCCUCAGGAGGGACUGCUGUUGGAAGAGGAAUCCAGAGGGAGCAGACGAAGACAGAAGACGAAGAAAUGAAGAGGCGAGAGGAGUCCAACACAGUUUUGACCAGGCUGUCGGAUGAGCAGGAUGAUGGAGCCGCAGCUGGUGCGUCAGAGAUGGACUGGCUGGACAACCUGUCUGACAGCGCCGGCAGCUGCCUCAGCAAAAUCGACUGGGCUGCUAUCGAGAGGAUGGUGGCUGCAGACGGAGACUGAGCUCAAGUGUCUCAAGGAAAAGAAAACGUGCCUUUUAAAUCCUUUUGUAAACUGUGAUAAUAGAUGUUAUUCAGAUAAUAUUUAAUAAAAAAAGAUAUAAUCAUCAAUGAUAUAAAAUAUAUUAUAUCACAAUAAAACAGGUUUAGUAUUUUGUUUGAAAAGCAGGCCUACAAUAAAUCGCAUGUGAUGUAAUCACUUUCAUAAAUAAUUUUGUAUCUCACUGACUGAUUCUUUAAGAUGGAGGUUUGUGCCAUUUGAGUCUUCUAGAUAUAUAUAUAUUUUUUGUACAGAGUUGACUCCCCUACUAAUAAAUAUCUGAAGUUUA
Molecule: messenger RNA, 10372 nt
Organism: Hippoglossus stenolepis (Pacific halibut)
Lineage: Eukaryota; Metazoa; Chordata; Actinopteri; Pleuronectiformes; Pleuronectidae
Gene: cplane1
Product: ciliogenesis and planar polarity effector 1
Exons: 50
Coding region: 283-10047 (3254 amino acids)
Biological process (GO): cilium assembly
Cellular component (GO): ciliary transition zone
Molecular function (GO): protein binding
Source: RefSeq, a predicted model, not a curated record